Messenger RNA from Alternaria postmessia, 2142 nucleotides. RefSeq lists its product as uncharacterized. Gene Ontology annotation, molecular function: ATP hydrolysis activity; ATP binding. Bases 1 to 2142 code for a protein of 713 amino acids. The record is from RefSeq and is a predicted model, not a curated record. NCBI's taxonomy places the organism in Eukaryota, Fungi, Ascomycota, Dothideomycetes, Pleosporales, Pleosporaceae. The transcript has 4 exons.
AUGAGGUCAGUAGCCCACGGUCGCGGCCCCGACGACGCCGGCUUAGACUCUCAGCAAGCUACUAACUGGAUUCAGAUGAACUACGCCGGGUUCUGGGACCCUAGUCUGGGUCCACAGCCUGGGUUUGUUCCUCCUCCAGGACCUGGAUUACCUCCCGGCAAUCAGCUCCCUCCCGAAGAUGACCUAGCCGAGGCUGUAGAGAAGGGCAAGCGCUGCAGUCACCGAGACAUAUACUAUGUCCCGACAGAUCAAGAUCCAGACAGGUUUCACUGGGUGGAUGAGAAACCGCUUCAUUACGGUGCUACUGGCGAUAAGCUACGAACGAAGAAAACUCGAGAAGCCUUUGCAGUGAAUGUUUACCAUCGUUUCAAUGAGAAAACAGACGAAUGGAUUAUCCACGAAUUACGCAUAAACAGUGAGCUUCUCCAUACGGCCCUGGAGAAGAUAUUGGAAGGCUACCCGGGUCUGACACAACAUGAGAUGAAGUCGUUCUCACCACCAUUUCUCCCGUUCAUUCAUCGAUGGCAAGCGAUGCUUAGCUACAAAGACCAUCUGGACCCGGACUCUGAAACCAAACGCCACCUGCAGUUGCUCCAGGAAGUUCUUGAGCCUCUGCUGAAGGAAUCGUUCGAAAAGAUCGAAGAUGUGAAAAAGACGGGCCAUGUGGCGUUCGAAGACCUGAAUCUAGUGUAUAUACCCGCAAUGAUAGUUCUGGAACAUGAGACCGACUCGGCUGGCAUGGUACGUAGUUGCCAACUGAUGUAUCCUCCUCCGCCCAUCCCGGUAUGCUGGUCGAUCGGCGUUGAUGUGGUUGACUGGGAUGGAAGACGAUGUGGUCUUCUUGCUCAAGCAAAGCGUGUACCCCAAUACUAUGGUCUGCGAGCUUUGACUACACUGGAGGUUUCACCCCUCGACGGACUUCCAAACGAAGAAAAGGUUCGUGAGCGACUUAUCACUCGCGGUCGGAGAUUCGAACAGCUUCGCGGCCAUUUCUUCAAAGCCUUCACCGACGAGUAUGAAGAGCGCGUAAACGAACGAAUGGUCAUUGAUGCGCGAGCAUACCACAAAUUCGAGGCUCCAUCAUUUCCGGACUAUGCUCAACUAUCCGAGAUUGGACAACUUACUUGGGCCCAAUCGAUGAAUCGGUACUCUUCCAGCAUACCCAACACUGCGGGAUCGCCAAUCCAAGUGGACCUUUCGCCAAUGACCGACAAAGAAUGCCUUUUGGCUGUUCACUAUGUCAGAGGUUUCGAUAUUGAAAAGAAGAAGUGGUUGAAGUUGGAUGUCACAAAGAUCCAUGAGAUACCAUGGGCUAAGCGUGCUUUCGACAGUCUAGUACUGGAUCAGAAUGAAAAGGACUUGGUACUGGCUCUGGUAGACCGUGAUCAGUUCAAGCAAGGGAAGCCAUUCGACGACUUCAUCGGCGGCAAAGGUCAGGGCAUGAUUAUGCUUCUUUGUGGUCCCCCAGGUGUUGGUAAAACACUUACCGCGGAGGCUGUCUCGGAACACCUGCGUCGACCCCUGUAUAAGCUUGGUGCUGGUGACCUAGGAACGACAGCGCGUAUUGUCGAGGACAACCUUGAGAAGGCACUAAAGCUGUGCGGCCACUUCGGUGCUGUUCUCCUCCUCGACGAGGCGGACGUAUUCAUGGAGGCGCGCACAUCAAACAACCUUCAACGCAACGAACUUGUUUCGGUUUUCCUUCGCCUACUCGAAUACUACAAAGGCAUCAUGAUUCUGACCACGAAUCGGAUGCGCAGCAUCGACACGGCUUUCGAAUCUCGAAUCGAUAUCACGCUGAGCUACAGCUCACUUACAGAAGCUGACCGCCAGCAGGUCUGGCGUAACUUCCUGGCUACCAUGGAAAACGAGAAGAUCGACAUUGAGGAACCAGAUUUGAUCAACUUGGCAAAGUUGGAAUUCAAUGGCCGUCAAAUAAAGAGCGCGAUCAAAACCGCAAAGAUUCUCGCAGCGAAGAAAGAGGAACCCCUAAAUGCGAACCACCUGAUGGCUGUACUGAACCUGAGGAAAAAGGCCUUGGGUAUGAUGGAUGGUGGGGCGGAUGUGCAGGAACCUGUAGACCAGGCGCCCGAAGCGGAUGAGCUGGUGUUCGUAGGCGAAGUUGGACAUACUAUUGAGUGA